Pyricularia oryzae 70-15 is the source of this 1347-nucleotide messenger RNA. RefSeq names its product peptidase M20 domain containing 2. The record is from RefSeq and is a predicted model, not a curated record. The transcript is spliced from 2 exons. Gene Ontology annotation, molecular function: dipeptidase activity. The coding region runs from base 1 to 1347 and encodes 448 amino acids. NCBI's taxonomy places the organism in Eukaryota, Fungi, Ascomycota, Sordariomycetes, Magnaporthales, Pyriculariaceae.
AUGGAAGAAAUCGACGGCUUUGUCUGGGUUGAUGCGCCUGAAAGCGAUCAGCCUAAUGAAAUCGACAACAAAAUCUACAACGACGGCUUAAAAUGCAGAAUCUCCGUCAUCGAGGAAGCAUUGAAGCCAUUGACAGAAAACCUAUGGUCCUUGAACAAGUAUAUCCACGACCACCCUGAGUUGGGCUAUCAAGAGCACAAGACGCACGAUGCCUUGACUGGCUUCAUGCAGCAGCAAAAAGGCUGGCAAGUCACUAGGUCAGCCUUUGGCAUGGAGACUGCUUGGACUGCUGUUUAUAGCUCUGAAAGUGCAGGGCCAGUUGUUGCCUUCAAUGCUGAGAUGGAUGCCUUGCCAGGUCUUGGUCAUGCAUGUGGGCACAACCUAAUAGCUAUAGCGUCUGUUGCUGCCGGUCUGGCAACAGCCGAAGUCAUGCGCAAGUCGCACCUUCCAGGAAAGGUCGUGAUCAUAGGGACACCGGCAGAGGAAGGUGGCGGUGGCAAGAUAAAGCUUCUCGAGGCAGGCGCCUACGCAGACGUUGACGUCUCCCUCAUUUCUCACCCCAGCAUCGUAAACAACAGCCCGAUGGUCAGGACUACGGCGUUUUCCAAGCUAGAAGUGGAGUAUCACGGGCGUGCAGCACAUGGCGCCAACAGUCCUUGGCUCGGCAUCAACGCAUUGGACGCCCUCAUAACUGCCUACAACGCCAUCUCGGUCCUCCGCCAGCAGACACAGCCCGGGGAUGUCAUAGGGCUGCAGAUCACCAACGGCGGCAACGCGCCAAACGUCAUCCAUGCUUUUGCUGCAGGCAAGGCAGUUCUCAGAGCCACCAGCGCCUCCAGGCUACAAGAGCUGCAGCGCAAGGUCGAGGCUUGUUUCCGCGCGGGUGCCGAGGCCACGGGUGCAAGACUGGAGGUCAAGGCAACUCCGGGAUACAAGGACCAUGUGCCGAAUCGUGUCAUGGCAGAAUCCUAUACCAAAUACUGGGAGGCUUUGCCGGACAUGCCACAGCCGCGCAUACCCCCAGGCGGCCAGCUCACUUUUGUCAAGGCGAGCACUGAUCAAGGAGACAUCAGCUAUUGCAUGCCGAGCUUGAAUGCCAGCUUUGCAAUUCCUCCCGGACCCAAAGGGGGUCCCCCACAUAGUCCAGAUUUUGAGAAAGCAUCAUCUACAGAGGCGGCUUUUGACAGGGCCAUGAGAGUCGGGAAGGCCAUGGCAGGCACUGCAGUUGACUUAUUUGCCGACCAAGAGUUUCUGGAAAAAGUCAAGGCCCAAUGGAGGCGCGACAUGGUAAUUGCAACAAUGAAUGCUUACUGCGGCUCGCGGGAUCUCAUUUCUAGAGUAGACUGA